This is a messenger RNA of Didymodactylos carnosus, 717 nucleotides long. Lineage: Eukaryota; Metazoa; Rotifera; Eurotatoria; Philodinida; Philodinidae. The record is from the annotation of a GenBank genome assembly.
AUGUUAAACAUGAAACAUAUAGGUAUCGUUGAUAUUACAACAGUUGGUGCAUGCUUAUGUGCAAACGAAAUUGUGGCACAAGCGGCGGAACAAGAUUCAUCGGGAAAACAUCCCGAAUUCACAAUGCACGCAUUUUCGUUUGAUCAAUACAAGGAUUUAGUGGAUAGAAAAGACUGGGAUAAUUUGGCCAAGAAAAUAUGCGAAUCAAUUAAAGUACUUCAAAACGCUGGCGCUGAUUUUAUAAUUAUUCCAUCGAAUAGUCCACAUUUCUCAAUAAGUCAAAUUAUCGAGAACUCACAAUUGCAUGUUGUGAACUUAAUUGAAGUUGUGGUUGAUGAAUGUAGUAGAAAUGGUUAUUCCAAAGUUUUGGUCCUUGGAACUAAACUUACAAUGCAAGGAGGACUAUAUAAACAACCUCUACAAUCGAAGAACAUCCUUUCUGCUAUUCCUAAUGAUGAAAUGUGUGAUAAAAUUGAACAUUUAAUAAGGAAUGAACUUAUUCCAUCAAAGAUAAAUUCAAGUACAGUGCAAAAUAUUCAGGAGUAUAUCCAGAACUACGAUUGUGAUGCGGUAAUUCUUGGAUGUACAGAACUACCUGUAGUAUACAACAAAGAGAAUCUUGGUAAAGAUGUUAUCGACACAACUCGUUUACUUGCUCACUAUGCUUUACGUUUCUCAAAGGGAGAACUUGUCUCCAACGAUCUAUCAAAUAAUUAA